Penicillium pulvis is the source of this 549-nucleotide messenger RNA. Its product is annotated as ARF/SAR superfamily. Bases 1 to 549 code for a protein of 182 amino acids. Gene Ontology annotation, cellular component: plasma membrane; cytoplasm. NCBI's taxonomy places the organism in Eukaryota, Fungi, Ascomycota, Eurotiomycetes, Eurotiales, Aspergillaceae. The record is from RefSeq and is a predicted model, not a curated record. Gene Ontology annotation, biological process: vesicle-mediated transport; intracellular protein transport. The transcript is spliced from 4 exons. Gene Ontology annotation, molecular function: GTPase activity; GTP binding.
AUGGGUCUCACAUUAUCGAGGCUGUUUGGCGACAAGCUGUGGGAGAAGAAGACAGUGCGUAUUAUAAUUGUCGGGCUCCAUGAGGCCGGAAAGUCGACUAUCCUCCAUAAGCUGAACGCUGGUGAGGUCGCCACGACCACUCCAGCACCUGGAUUCAACGUGGAGACUGUCCAAUAUAAGAAUGUUCAUUUUACCUCAUGGGCCACUAGUGGGCCGGAUGACUGUCGCCCGUUGUGGAAGAAUUAUUAUCAAGACACGCAAGCCAUUAUUUUCGUGGUGGACUCUGACGAUCACCAUCGUAUCAACGAGGCACGUGUUGAGCUAGAGCGGUUAUUGAAUGAGGAUGUACUGCGAGAUGCGUUGCUCCUGAUCAGUGCCAACAAACAAGAUUUGGCCACUGCGCUGAGCGCCGCCGAGGUCGCUGAUAAGCUCGCUCUCAACAGCUUAAAACAAAAUUGGUAUAUACAAGCCACUUGCGCCACCUCUGGCGAUGGUAUCUACGAAGGCAUUGAGUGGCUUGUAAACAGCCUCAAGAGGGCUGGUUAUUGA